Molecule: messenger RNA, 195 nt
Organism: Racocetra persica
Lineage: Eukaryota; Fungi; Glomeromycota; Glomeromycetes; Diversisporales; Gigasporaceae
Source: the annotation of a GenBank genome assembly
GUAAUCUGUCUUAUAGAAGCGAAAGUUUUUGGAAAAAUUUUAUUGAACACUUCGAUCAUUUGGGGUUUUUUAAUGAUAGCUAUUAACUAUAAUACUGUAAGUGACUAUCAUUGGGAUGAAAAUGAUGAGCCAAAUAGUCUUUGUUGUCUUGUUGCCCUUGGUGAUUUUGAAGGAGGUGAACUCUGUUUUUCUUAA